UAUUAUGUUUACUUGAUAUAUUUGUUUCUUUCAGUUUUAGUGGCAUGCCUGAGAACCAGUUAGGUAUUGCUGAGCGCACUGACCACUAUAAACAACAUUUGUACUUUUUGACAUUUGAUAUAUUCAAUGUAUUAAACAUCACCGAAACCUGUUGUAUUCCCUUGAAAUAUAUGGGAAAAACUGUACAAUGCAUUCUGCAGCGUUUGUAGGUAUCAAAGAAAAUGCCAUUUGGUUAGCAUUCGUUGUUUUUCUUAUAACGUCCAACCAGGUAUUCCUUAGCGUGUGAAAGCUGCAAAAGUAGUAGUCGAAAAUCCGUUUGCAGGGGCUACACGUUCAUGUAACUAUGACUGAAAACUUUUAUUCGUGCAGUGGAUAUGUUUUCUGUCGUCCCAAAAAUGGAACAUACACAUGUAUGAACUAAGGAAUCGUUUGAAUUAGCUCGAAUGAAUGUAUUAUCGUGUCUCUGUAGGACUGAAGGUGAAUUGAUCGUGCGUUAUUUUGGUUUAAUGAUAACCAUGGUAACGGAGUCUUACAAUUAUGCAAAACAUCAGUUCAGUUACUUAGAUUAUAUCGCGUUAUUUCACAAAGAAAAAGAACUUCAUGUUAUUUGGAUAUCAGGCCCAUGCUUAAAUUUACUGUAAUAGUGGGUUCUUUCUCUGUUUGUUUUUUAGUCUAAUUUUUUUUUUGUAGUUAGCUCUUUACUGUUAUUAACCAGCUCAGUAAAUGAAACGACUUUUUGUUUCUAUAUGUAAUUUGAUAGUUUUUUUUUUAAAAAAGCAAUAAGUAGUUGGAAAAUUGUUGCAUACGUGCGGCUUUUAGUUCGUAACUCGUCGUGGGAUAAAAGAAAUAUCGUGUUUUGUUUGCGCUUUGUUGACUCAAAGAAAAUAAAUGCUGUAUUGCACGCACUCAAUCGCUUCAGAGGCGAAUUCCAAACGAACCGUGUUUUCUCUAGGAUACAUAAAAAAGCAAUUACGAUUUAUGCUAAUUGCUCUUGUGUAUCAAAAAAGGUAUGCAUGUGUCAAAUAUGUGGUUAUGUUAAUGUAUGAGUAAUGGCUUAAAUAGGAGCGUUGGACAAGAUGUUGUUUUGUUUUGUUGUGCGAGAUUCUAUAAUUAUCAGAAUCCUCGAUUGAGCUGUAUUAUAGAUUCGUUAACCCUUUUACUAAAUUACUGAUCAGUGAAUGGUGGAAAAAGUUAUUUUUCAUUUGAUCAAUCAGAGUCGGUCGAGUGUAUGUUAUUUGCUACUUAAUUCUUGAUGAUCUAUUCCCUUUCGUAUCAAAUUCUUCUUAUAGCUGUAGUAUACAUUUAGAGGUAUCUUGGCGUUUUGUGGCUUUACCUGUCACAGUGGUGUUGAUGUAACGUCGUGUGUAGUUAGAGGAGCGGGGAAGGCAAAUUCCCGGUUUAAGAGGUGCUUGAAAGUUACCACCGGGUUGAGUCACGCUCGGUCGGCGUGUGGGUGUCUGUAGAAAAUGUUGUUAACCACGCCACUAAUGCGAGACGGAGUAUGUGUGGGAGUCGCUGUACACUUAUCGAUAGAGAUGAAACUACAUAUUGAGACACUUCUAAAAGUACUUCAAGUUGGAAACAUUGAAUUGUUAGCAUUUUGAAAGCCUUCAGUUGUGAUGAUUUUUGUCUUAAAGAAAGUGAAAGCGGAGCAAAGUGUCGGUCGACGAAGAGAUUUUUGUUGCAUGGUAGUACUCUUAAUACUCCGAUUCAACCGAUUUCCAGAAUAUGUAGGGGUUCUAUUGCAUAGAAUUCAAGAUAGAAGCUCAGUAAAAGCCGGCUGUUUGUACGAGUGCCAGCGACCUCAAUAAAAAUUGCGAACUUUGAAGAUAUUAAAUCUUUCUUCUGCUCUUUGCACAUACACACACACGUACCUAUGAUUUAAGAGCUUUACUCAAAGAUUAUCAAAGAUUAAAAAGAAAACCCUUACAGCGGUCAGUUGAGUGGAGUCUGAUGGAAUUAACUUCAGGAAUAAUGGAACGGAAAUUGUUCUCAAUAAUCAGUCAUUCUGAACCGCAGAUGACCAGUGAAAUAUUUUCCACUGAAGUGGCAACGACUCUUUAAAUUAACCAAAUUCAGACCGGCGGCGUACCGUUGCGGACCUUUGAAAGAUUGACUGGCAAAAAAAAGACAAAAAAAAAACCGUCUGUCAGGCCGAUUUUCUGUUGUGUGAGACACAAAGUGAGAGUGUUUCAUGUACAGUUAUCUGCUUUUGUAAAGAAAUGCGACGGUUAAAAAUUAUGCGUUCAUUUUUAAUUUAAUUUUAAAACAUAUUUUCUGAAGCAGGCCACUGAAUCAACAGGUUUAUGAGGCUGACAUAGAUAACACUUAUUAAUAGUUCCUGCCAACGUGUGAUGCGUAAUAUUUCCAUCAUGCGAAAAUUUUGCCUUGUUUCCAUUUAAUUUAGCCGAUAUGUUUUCUGUGGAAAAUACUUGUUCAAAAUAUCACGUGACCCUGACAGCUGUUCGGAAUCACAUGAUUUGCAGGUGAAAGGAAUCCAAUGUUUAUUUCGCUUUGUUUUCGUGUUACUUCUAUGGCGCAAUACGCGUGUGCUUAAAAUAAAUACUGGAGAUUAUUUGGUGGCAAAUUUGUGCAUGUAUUGGCCUUGCCAUUACACAAGUAUGGAUAGUUCUACAUUGACUUUAAAGUGUUUAACAUUUACUAAUUAGAUCUAGUGUUGUUUCUACGUUGGGAGCCAUUUUGCUGAAAUGGAAGCGUGGGCGGUGAUGCCAGUGUUAUGGUUUUAAUUUGACAGUUUCGGAUCAUUUUGGCGAAUGCAAAUGUGUCUUCAUUUAUUUGCCCCAAAGCUGUUUUCAUCAUAAUAACAUCAUUCCAGCAAGGUGACUUUCAUUUCCCUAGCUACUUAUUAUCAAACACACAGAUCAGCAUUUUCGCAAAACAUGGAAUCUUCGAAAACGAUUUCAGAAGGAACUUUCGAUUUUCCAAAACUGGACAAUCGUCGCUCUUCCAACCUUAACGGUGACAGUAUUUUGAAACAAAAUUCUCUCGUCGGAAAUUUCGAAGGCCGUACAUCGUGUCUUUCGCUGAGUCGUAAUUCGCUGGAAUCGCACGGAAGUGUUUACGAAUGGUCGAUCGGCGAAAGCAGUUUUGGCGGGAGUUUUGGUCACGAUGAAACGGAUGGCAACGUUUUUGGCGGGAAUUUUCGUUCUUCCGCGACAGACGAUGUUCAAGUUGUUCCUGAUUUCAAUGACAUUUUGGAAACACUUCAUGUUGACAUGGAUAAAAGGAGCACUCCAUCCGCUUCGUUUCUCACUGAAUCCGAAACAUCCACUCGCGCUCACCAGGAUCAAAAUUGUGACAAUUCUGUUACAAAAAGACGGCACUCUGAGAGGGACGAAUUAGAGAUUUAUUUUCCUUGUGUUCUAACUCCAAUUCCAGUAGAUCGCCUGUACAGUACACUGUCUGAUGACUCGACAGUAUUCAAAUUCCCAGCAACUUCGGGUGAAUUCUUGGCCGAUGACAAAUCAGAACGUGGCUUGUUACAUCAGUCAGACAGUUCUCACAUUUCCAUCUCGACAACGGAGGUCCAGCAUAGUUUAGAAUCAUUUGGUAAUUUUAGCGUGUUGUCGUUACCUUACGGAAGCCAAGUACAGUUUGAUGUUUCCGCCAAUAUGUUGGAAUUGACGUCUGAAACAUGUAAGAAACAGGACCUUUUUGAUACGCGCAGUUUAACACACGGGAAAGAUUACAAUACAAGUAAAGAAGAACAUUGUUCACAGAACAGCUGUGGUCCAUCGGAGAUGGCUGAAAAGCAGAUUUUACCUCCAACUGCUACGUCGGUAGAAAAUAACUUUAAUUUUCAGAAGUCUUUAACAAACAUUUGUCACCCCGAGGCGGUGGAUACGGCUGAAGUUUCCAUGCAGCGACCAGUUGUUCAAACUUUUACCUACGCUUUACCGUUAGAGUUUAACACCGCCCUAAAUUCUGAACUUCACGUCAAAUUCCCGCCAAAUUUGACGUUCGAUGCCGAUCUCUCCUCGAUAAAUCCCGUUUCGCUGGAAGAAACUUUAACAAACAGCUUCUUUUUUCAGAACCGUGCCAGAAAACUUGGCUUUGGAAAUCCUGAGUUGGAAUGCGGGAAGGCGCCGUCUAAGCAUGGCAAUGCAGUGGUUUUUAAUCGUAGCACGGGUACAUCGUCAGAAAUAAAGGCCAGUCUCUACAGCGCGCCAGAUAAUUUUGGCGAGAGGAAUUUUAAACCAACGAGACAACUGUCAUGCUACUCAAACAUUGACAAGUUUAAAUCCAAGGCAACAACGAGCAUUGAUAACGAGAAUUCGCCGCGCUUGACAAGAACAUGUGGUAAAGCCAAAAACAGUCGUAGAACAAGAUCAGCCAAGACCGAAAGAUCACAUAAAAUUGGCCCCGAUAUACGUGACUUCCACAACGAUAUGGAAAAGCAGAGGAGAACUAACAUGAAAACACGCUUUGAGAAUCUCAGACUGUCAAUGCCUGAAUUGGGGGACAACGGGAAAGCUUCGAAAAUUGUCAUUCUGCAAAAGGCCCUUCAGUAUAUCGGGAAGCUAGAGCAGGAGUCAAUUGAACUGGAAAAGAAGAAACGAGCAGAAAGGAUUAGGAACAUAGAAUUGUUAGACAAACUGCAGACGAUAACUUCGGGAAAGUGUUAGUCAAUCGACCGACUGUUCGAUAAAGUUGAUAAAAGUUUUCUCACAUUCAAAAGCAGCCAUGUUCAUAGGUAUUUUCUCCGCUUUUGCGCCAGUCGAGAUUCUCUACAAGAAGAAGCAGUACUGCAGAGUAAUGAAGAAUUUACAGUGCUUUUGGUGUUUUUAUGGCUGUUGAUGAUUUGACAGUUGCUUCAUUCGUCUACUAAAAGUCGUCGUUUUAACAGUUAUGUCAAAUUAUCAUUUACAAUUUUUCUUUGCUCAUCGGGAUUGGAGAAGUCAAGCUUAAUCUUAGCAAGUUUUGAUUUUCUACAAAUGCAAUAGUGUUUUUUUUGUUCGCUUAUUGUACGAGUUAGAUUUGAUACUAUCAAUGAAUAUUUUUUUCUUUUAAGUUUGAAUUUUUAUUUUCUUUAAAGAUAAUCAGUCGUUAGCUUUUUGACGUGUUAUUUUUACAAUCUUGGAGUAUUAUUUCAUUUAGUAAUCUAUACAGUACUUUAAUCUUUAAUGAUCAAUUGCCGUGUACAUGCAUGUCUUGUCAAGAAGAAAGGUGUGGAGAAUAAAAAAAUAAAUCAUGUUCAUCCA
Messenger RNA from Orbicella faveolata, 5222 nucleotides. RefSeq lists its product as uncharacterized. The record is from RefSeq and is a predicted model, not a curated record. Lineage: Eukaryota; Metazoa; Cnidaria; Anthozoa; Scleractinia; Merulinidae. Gene Ontology annotation, molecular function: protein dimerization activity.